AUGGGCCAGGAUUAUUAUUCUGUGCUCCAGAUCACUCGCAAUGCAGAGGAUGCCCAGAUCAAGAAGGCGUAUCGGAAACUGGCCCUUAAGAACCACCCGCUGAAGUCCAUUGAGCCAUCCUCAGCAGAGACAUUCAGGCAGAUAGCAGAGGCCUACGAUGUGCUGAGCGACCCUGUGAAGAGAAGCAUCUAUGACAAGUUCGGCGAGGAGGGCCUGAAGGGCGGAAUUCCUCUGGAGUUUGGAUCCCAGACCCCAUGGACUACUGGAUAUGUCUUCCAUGGCAACCCUGACAAGGUUUUCCAUGAGUUCUUUGGAGGCGACAACCCUUUCAGUGAGUUUUAUGAUGCAGAAGGACAUGAGGUAGAUUUGAACUUUGGGGGGCUCCGGGGCCGAGGGGUCAGGAAACAGGACCCCUCCAUCGAGCGAGACCUCUACCUAUCCUUGGAAGACUUAUUCUUUGGAUGUACCAAGAAAAUUAAGAUCUCCCGAAGGGUGCUGAAUGAGGACGGGUACUCCUCAACCAUCAAGGACAAGAUCCUCACAAUUGACGUGAAGCCUGGUUGGAGGCAGGGUACACGUAUCACCUUUGAGAAGGAAGGGGACCAGGGCCCUAACAUCAUCCCAGCUGACAUCAUCUUCAUUGUAAAGGAGAAGCUACACCUUCGCUUCCGCAGGGAGAAUGACAACCUCUUUUUUGUGAACCCCAUCCCCUUGGGGAAGGCUCUGACUGGCUGCACUGUGGAGGUGAAGACCCUAGAUGACCGUCUGCUCAACAUUCCCAUCAAUGACAUUGUCCAUCCCAGGUACUUCAAGAAGGUGCCAGGUGAAGGGAUGCCACUGCCUGAGGACCCCACCAAGAAGGGGGACCUCUUCAUCUUCUUCGACAUCCAGUUCCCCACCCGCCUCACACCCCAGAAGAAGCAGAUGCUACGCCAGGCACUGCUGACGUAACAGGUGGGCUGGAGUAGGGGGUGGAGGAAGCCAGCUGGUCUUACCCAUUGCUACCACCCCCCCAGACCCCUGCAGUGUGUGCAGGGCAGACUGAAGAUGGGGUGGCAUGGGGUUUUUAAACUCUUACAAUAAAGAUUUAUUCCCUAUC
Condylura cristata (star-nosed mole) is the source of this 1099-nucleotide messenger RNA. It is a transcript of the gene DNAJB13, whose product is annotated as DnaJ (Hsp40) homolog, subfamily B, member 13. The transcript is spliced from 8 exons. The record is from RefSeq and is a predicted model, not a curated record. Bases 1 to 951 code for a protein of 316 amino acids. Gene Ontology annotation, molecular function: protein-folding chaperone binding. Gene Ontology annotation, cellular component: cytosol. NCBI's taxonomy places the organism in Eukaryota, Metazoa, Chordata, Mammalia, Eulipotyphla, Talpidae.